Molecule: messenger RNA, 2397 nt
Organism: Agrilus planipennis (emerald ash borer)
Lineage: Eukaryota; Metazoa; Arthropoda; Insecta; Coleoptera; Buprestidae
Gene: bnl
Exons: 3
Coding region: 915-2273 (452 amino acids)
Biological process (GO): regulation of cell migration; positive regulation of cell population proliferation; animal organ morphogenesis
Cellular component (GO): cytoplasm
Molecular function (GO): growth factor activity; fibroblast growth factor receptor binding
Source: RefSeq, a predicted model, not a curated record
CUAGCGUGUCGUAAGGUAGAAUUUUUGGAGUUGUUUUCUUUUAUUGUACCCAAGACUUUAUAUUAACACGUUUGUUAAAUCGAGUUUGUAAUUAAAUUUUGCUAAAAUCUAUUCGUUCACAUCGUUAAGAAUAUUCGACAGCUGGCGCUAAAAAUCUAGUUUUCCUUUUGUUCGCUGCAUUCGACGUGAAGUUUCAAACUACCUGUGGGGUUGGCAAAGAAGUAGCGUCGCGACACCGACGCUGACAAUAGUUCGUCACGGUGGAGGACGUCGACAAGGCUCGUUCCUCCGCCCUAAGUCUGAGACAGAACUUCGUCAGAUUGGUUCGGUCGUCGACGUUUUAAAAGCCCAAUCAGUGGGGGGAAAAGUCGCGUACGGACGCGGCCGGCUAAACUCAACUCCGCGCUUUGUUAGUUGCAUGACGGAACUCGCGCGCCUCGAAAUUGGACUUUUAGAUAAGCAGUAUUAUUAUAUAGAUUGGUUAGCUGAUUGACAUUUUAAAUGAACUUUUCUACUCAUCUUAAUUGCAAACCGUCAUAUAUUGGCUGAUUGUACUUUUGUAGUAUCGCCUUGUUCAAUUUAUGAUAAAAGUUGUCGCGCUUCUUUUCGUGAGGUUCGUUAGCGAUACCUAGUGCUCAUAUUAUCUCUCUGAGAGUCGAGUACUCAAGUAGGUUCCGAAGCCGGUCAAUCGUCAGUCAGUGGUUGUGUGGCUGUUGUCGAAGUCAGUGGGUUGUCGAAGCCUCGGCAUACUCCUCGUCGCAGGCGACGACGCUACGGGCGCCGAGCGUCGUAAUUGAGAGACGAUGAGCGCUUUGAGCGUUCAGUUGUGUUGGUUCUUUGCCCUGCGGUUGCUACUGCCGGGUGGGCACCAGCCCGGCAGAAAGUGACAGUGAGUGCGUCAGUAUGUCCCAGUCAUGGUGAAGGCGCUGUUUCUGGGGCUGCUAGCUUUUACGAUGUGUGCUUUUGCCAGCGCCGUACCUCCCCAGAGAGUCCAUCGCUCGCUGAACCUUGCCGAAACUGACACUGGCGAUAACUUAUCAUUGCCUGAAUCUAUUCCUGGGCUACCGUCUUCUUCGCCGACGUCGCCGGUCUUUCUGUCGUCCUCUAGGUCAACUUUCGAAGAAGACGAUCCCGCUGCCGCUGUCAGAAGCGAACGCAGCACAAACCUCUCUUUUUCUACAGGAACCGCGCGAAGAAUCCAAAUGUUUAUCAAGAACCGGCAUCUUCAACUUUUACCUGAUGGCACUGUCAACGGCACUUCCGACGAUUCUAGUGUCUACACAAUACUACAUAGGAUUUCCGUUGGUAUCGGAAAGCUGAAAAUUGAAGGGGUUGCAACAUGCCAGUAUUUGUGUAUGGAUAAUUGUGGUCUACUCUAUGGAUCGAGGGAAUUUAAGGACGAAUGUGUCUUUAACGAAAUGAUCGAGCAGCAUCACUACAAUACGUACUCGUCAGCAAAGUAUUCGAAUGAGAAAAGAACGCUUUAUCUUGCUCUAAACAAAAGAGGUCAGCCUCGCAAGGUGAUGUUGAGGGCGCGUCAGCAAUUGGGACGUCUUUCAUCGUUCACUCGCGUUUUAACUCGCGCCGUUUCCCCGGAACGUGCGGAGGAAUUGCACCCCCUGCGUCAUCACGGAGGGCACAUGUGUGCAGUUUCCCCAACCAUGGAGUCGGCGACUCAUACCCACCACCAUUAUCAUUUAUCGUCUACCGUAAAUCCACCGACGUCGCAUCUGCCACGCUGUCGAAAAAGGAAAAAACGAAAGAAGAAAAAACGGAAAUGUCCUCCCGAUGGCGCGGAGAGAGGAGGACAACCAAUGGCGUCGUGUCCGAAAACGCACACGCAGAUUUCCCAUCAAUUGGAAGAAAUACCCGUUAGAAACAGUAGCGUUAAUAUUAAUAGUAGUAAGUGCGUGCCUGGAGACAGUGAUGAGUGCCAAAGAGUUGAUGUGACUGAAAAAAAGAGGCAAAAGACUAAACCUGGUGAUAAAGUGACAUUAAAUAACGGUGCUAAAAAAAGAAAGCAUCCGAAAGGUGCAAAAAUAAAAAAAACCUUUUUGCAUGGAAGAACGACAUCAUCUUCGACAAGUAGCACAACAACACCUAUAACAACAACAACAGCAACAACGUCUACUACAACAACCACGACCUCCACGUCACCUAGUCCUUUGGAAGAAGCGUCGCUGGACGAAGAUUAUGCGGGAGAAUCGACAACAUUUCUGGAAUACGAAUAUUCCACCGUAACUGACAGUGCGGUCUUCCCGCAACCCGACUGACUAUACACCUCACCAAAUUCAGGUGCUGAUAUCCUUUCUCCUUUAUUUAUUUCUACUAUUUAUUGUAUUUUUCAAGUUGUAUAUAGUUGUCUACAUAAGUGAAUAUACCUCGCCGUUAAUUUUA